This is a messenger RNA of Polyodon spathula (Mississippi paddlefish), 1225 nucleotides long. Its product is annotated as pre-mRNA-splicing factor ISY1 homolog. The transcript is spliced from 11 exons. The record is from RefSeq and is a predicted model, not a curated record. Lineage: Eukaryota; Metazoa; Chordata; Actinopteri; Acipenseriformes; Polyodontidae. Gene Ontology annotation, biological process: mRNA 3'-splice site recognition; generation of catalytic spliceosome for second transesterification step. The coding region runs from base 75 to 932 and encodes 285 amino acids. Gene Ontology annotation, cellular component: catalytic step 2 spliceosome; post-spliceosomal complex; post-mRNA release spliceosomal complex.
UAACAAUCCCUUCCUGUUUUCAUUCAGCGUGGGGAACCUGGAGGAAGUCUUGUAUAAUACAUUGAAAAGCGAAGAUGGCUCGAAAUGCUGAAAAGGCCAUGACAGCCCUGGCGAGAUUUCGCCAGGCUCAACUCGAGGAUGGAAAAGUUAAGGAGAGGAGGCCUUUUCUUGCUUCAGAAUGCAACGAGUUACCGAAAGCAGAAAGAUGGAGAAGACAGAUAAUCAGUGAAAUUUCUAAAAAGGUUGCACAGAUUCAAAAUGCCGGCUUGGGGGAAUUUAAGAUACGGGACCUUAACGAUGAAAUCAAUAAGCUGCUCCGAGAGAAGGGACAUUGGGAAAUUCGGAUUAAGGAGCUGGGAGGUCCUGAUUAUGCAAGAGUUGGACCUAGGAUGCUGGAUCAUGAAGGGAAAGAGGUGCCAGGAAACAGAGGCUACAAAUACUUUGGUGCUGCCAAAGAUCUACCAGGGGUUCGGGAGCUCUUUGAGAAAGAGCCACUCCCACCUCCAAGGAAGACCCGUGGAGAGCUUAUGAAAGAUAUUGAUGCAGAAUAUUAUGGCUACAGAGAUGAAGAUGAUGGUGUUUUAGUACCUUUAGAACAGGAGUAUGAGAAACAAGUCUUAGCUGAGGCUGUGGAGAGAUGGAAGGCAGAGAAGGAGGCUCGUCUGGCUGGGGAAGAAGCAGGGGACAAGGAGGAAGUGGAGGAGGAAGAAUACAUUUAUGCGGUUCAAGAGGAUGUGUCUGAUGAAGAAACUGGCGAACCUGUGGAAGGCGAGGAAGGAUCACAGAAAUUUAUAGCGCAUGUCCCAGUACCCUCCCAGAAAGAGAUUGAAGAGGCCCUGGUCAGAAGGAAGAAGAUGGAGCUGCUGCAGAAAUAUGCCAGUGAAACUCUAAUGGCACAAAGUGAAGAAGCGAAGACACUUCUAGGAUUGUAGCAUCAGCAGCCAGUGGAUGGGUGGAACAUGUUUGUUCUGAAAUUAUGUGUCUGACUUUUAUGAAAGAAGAUUGCCUUUAAUUCCUCUUGGGUCAAAGACUGCUGGCAACAUAACUGUUGUUGUGUGUGUCCCCCAGGAACUCAGGUUUCAUUGGAAGGCUCAGUGAUAUAUAAUGGGAUAAAAUGUUGUGUCAUUAGCUUUAUUGACAUAGAUACCAGUGAAACCAACUCCACUUAUGGUGCAUCGCAAACCUCUCACAAAAUAUUGUACAUAACAACAAGUUUUGUUUUUUC